This is a messenger RNA of Pneumocystis murina B123, 503 nucleotides long. RefSeq names its product 40S ribosomal protein S18. Gene Ontology annotation, cellular component: cytosol; small ribosomal subunit; ribosome. The record is from RefSeq and is a predicted model, not a curated record. The transcript is spliced from 5 exons. Gene Ontology annotation, molecular function: RNA binding; structural constituent of ribosome. NCBI's taxonomy places the organism in Eukaryota, Fungi, Ascomycota, Pneumocystomycetes, Pneumocystales, Pneumocystaceae. Gene Ontology annotation, biological process: translation. Bases 10 to 471 code for a protein of 153 amino acids.
AAGUUAAAAAUGUCUCUUGUUGUUCAACAGCAAGGUACGUUUCAGCACAUUCUUCGUCUUUUAAAUACAAAUGUUGAUGGACGAGUAAAAAUUAUGUUUGCCUUGACGCAAAUUAAAGGAGUGGGACGCCGUUAUGCAAAUCUUGUUUGUAAGAAGGCGGAUAUUGAUUUGAGUAAAAGAGCAGGUGAACUUACAGUAGAAGAGCUUGAAAGGAUUGUUACUAUUAUUCAAAACCCUUUGGCAUAUAAAAUUCCUCCUUGGUUUCUUAAUUCUCAACGUGCUAUUACAGAUGGAAAGAAUUCUCAAGUACUUGCAAAUCAAUUAGAUAAUAAGCUUCGUGAAGAUUUAGAGAGAUUGAAGAAAAUUAAAGUUCAUAGGGGUUUGAGACAUUUUUGGGGAUUAAGAGUGAGAGGACAGCAUACUAAAACAACUGGUAGAAGAGGAAAAACUGUUGGUGUCAGUAGAAAAUAGUUUUUUUGAUAAAAAAGUAUAUAUUAUUUUCA